This is a messenger RNA of Rana temporaria (common frog), 999 nucleotides long. RefSeq names its product olfactory receptor 6F1-like. Lineage: Eukaryota; Metazoa; Chordata; Amphibia; Anura; Ranidae. Gene Ontology annotation, molecular function: G protein-coupled receptor activity; olfactory receptor activity. The coding region runs from base 1 to 972 and encodes 323 amino acids. The transcript has a single exon. Gene Ontology annotation, biological process: G protein-coupled receptor signaling pathway. Gene Ontology annotation, cellular component: membrane. The record is from RefSeq and is a predicted model, not a curated record.
AUGCCAAUAACGGACAAUGGGACCCACAAUGUUGUGGCCUCUUUUAUCAUUGUUGGGUUUGAAACCCUGAGAGAUGUAGAACUUUUUCUCUUCUUCCUCUUCUCCAGCAUGUAUGUCUUCACAAUCACAGCCCAUUUCCUGAUUGUCACACUAGUGGCAGUGAAUCGAAAUCUCCACAAACCCAUGUACAUACUUCUGGCCAAUUUCUCCAUGCUGGAGGUCUUGUACACCACAGUGACUGUUCCUAAAAUGCUCAAUGCAUUGUUUACCCAACACAAGGAGAUCUCUUUAUCAUCAUGCAUAGCCCAGUUUUACUUCCUGUUCAGCUUUGGGGGUGUAGAAAACUGUCUUCUUGCUGUGAUGGCUUAUGACCGUUAUGUGGCCAUCUGCAGACCGUUGCAUUAUCCAACUCUGAUGUCUGGUAAGACCACCUUGAGACUGGGUCUUGGAGCUUGGGUAGGUGGUCUCCUGGCUCCUUUUCCACCUACUGUAUGGAUCUCUACCUUGAGGUUUUGCUUUCCCAAUUUUAUAGACCACUUCUUUUGUGAUUAUGCACCUCUGCUGAAGCUCUCCUGUGAGGACACUUCAAAGGGUGAGUUUGUCUUCACUGUCAUAUCAUGGAGUGUUAUCUUGGGCUGUUUUCUUCUGAUCAUGAUAUCCUACACCUUCAUUGUCGUUGCUGUUCUAAAGAUCCAAUCAAUUGAAGGGCAGAAGAAAGCUUUUAUUACAUGUGCAUCCCACUCAGCUGUGGUGUCCAUCUUCUAUGGGAGUAUCAUCUUCAUGUACAUUCGACCCACUUCCCACAUCCGCUUUACAAUGGACAAAGUGGUUUCUGUCUUCUACUGUGUAGUUACCCCUCUCAUAAAUCCUAUCAUAUACUGUCUUCGGAACAAGGAGGUGAAGGUAGCUGUCUUGAAAACUUGGCGAUUUUUGGAAAAUAUGAGACUUCAGAAAUGUCGAAGGUUUGGAUGACAGAACAUAUCAGCAAACAAGACUGAU